AUGUGGACCCUCGUGAUCUUGUUCCUGGGUAUAACUGGUGGUGUGUCGACAGAGGCCUUCAAUGAAGCACGAGAUGAUAUAUCAAGUGAAGGAUCCGAUGGACUUAAUGCAUGUCAGCUGAUAUGUGGCAAAAUGGUUGAUGACGAAAGAGUUCCUAGUGCUGUCACCAGGUUCCCCUGUACAGUGUUAUCAGAGGCAUUUGGCAGGAGUCUCAAGGCCAGUGUUGUCAAGUCUAUCAACUGCCUCAUUCCCCGAGACACCGACAAGUUUGGUAUCCACAGGGAUAUCACUGGACGCCCUGCAUCCAGAAGUGAAGACGUAGCCCUUGUAUUCGACACCAUAAGGAACGCUUGUCUAUAUGGCUGUCAGGCAUAUCAUCAUGGGAUCAUGAGUGACUACCCAGAUUUUGGCAGUGACAGUUACGAUGCUCACAAACAGGUGUGUCAUUAUGGAUGUGCACAUAAGUUCGACUCGUCUCCGGUUGAGGAUGAAGCUUGUAUGACAGGCUGCAAUAUGAUCCAUAGACUAAUCACACACAAGUCUCCUGAAACACAAGAGGACAUGGAAGCCACGAAGAAAAUUGAAGAUACCUUCGAUACGAACUAUACUCUCCCAUUCAAAGGAAUAAAUCGUACAGUUGGACAAAAGGAACAGUCGUUUGAAAAUAUAUCUUUUGAUAUGCAAGGAAUGGUUGCAAGUAAGGCUGACAUAAGAAGAAAAUUAAAACCACAACAGUCACCUCUCUACUUGGGGACUACGUCUGAGAGUGUACAAAAGAAAAAUAUAACCGUUGAUAUUGUGGGAGCGCUUGGAAAUACAAAGAAAAAGAAAGUUAAAGCAACGAAGAAAGUUCCGGGAAAGGAAAAGAAAGUUGAAGCAAAGGAGGUUCAAGGAAAGGAAAAGGAAGUUGAAGUAAAGAAAAUUCCAGGAAAGGAAAAGAAAGAUAAAGCAAUGAAGAAGGUUUCAAGAAAGAAAAAGAAAAUUGAAGUAAGGAAAGUUCCAGGAAAGCAAAAGAAAGUUGAGGAAAAGAAGAAAGUUUUAAUAGAAAAGAAAGUUCCAGGAAAGGAAGAGAAAGUUGAAGCAAAGAAGAAAGUUCCAGGAAAGGAAAAGAAAGUUGAAGCAAAGAAGGUUCCAGGAAAGGAAGAGAAAGUUAAAGCAAAGAAGAAAGUUUCAGGAAAGGAAGAGAAAGUUGAAGCAAAGAAGAAAGUUUCAGGAAAGGAAGAGAAAAUUGAAGCCAAAAAAGUUCCAAGAAAGGAAAAGAAAGUUGAAGCAAAGAAGAAAGUUCCAGGAAAGGAAGAGGAAGUUGAAGCAAAGAAGAAAGUUCUAAGAAUGGAAAAGAAAGUUGAAGCAAAGAAAGUUCCAGGAAAGGAAAAGAAAGUAGAAGCAAAGAAGGUUCCAGGAAAGGAAAAGAAAGUUUCAGUAAAGGAAAAUAAAGUUGAAGCAAAGAAGAUUCCAGGAAAGGAAAAGGUUUCAGUAAAGGAAAAGAAAGUUGAAGCAAAGAAGAAAGUUUCAGGAAAGGAAGAGAAAGUUGAAGCAAAAAAAGUUCCAAGAAAGGAAAAGAAAGUUGAAGCAAAGAAGAAAGUUCCAGGAAAGGAAGAGGAAGUUGAAGCAAAGAAGAAACUUCUAAGAAUGGAAAAGAAAGUUGAAGCAAAGAAAGUUCCAGGAAAGGAAAAGAAAGUAGAAGCAAAGAAGGUUCCAGGAAAGGAAAAGAAAGUUUCAGUAAAGGAAAAGAAAGUUGAAGCAAAGAAGAAGGUUCCAGAAAAGGAAGAGAAAGUUGAAGCAAAGAAGAAAGUUUCAGGAAAGGAAGAGAAAGUUGAAGCAAAAAAAGUUCCAAGAAAGGAAAAGAAAGUUGAAGCAAAGAAGAAAGUUCCAGGAAAGGAAGAGGAAGUUGAAGCAAAGAAGAAACUUCUAAGAAUGGAAAAGAAAGUUGAAGCAAGGAAAGUUCCAGGAAAGGAAAAGAAAGUAGAAGCAAAGAAGGUUCCAGGAAAGGAAAAGAAAGUUUCAGUAAAGGAAAAGAAAGUUGAAGCAAAGAAGAAGGUUCCAGAAAAGGAAGAGAAAGUUGAAGCAAAGAAGAACGUUUCAGGAAAGGAAGAGAAAGUUGAAGCAAAAAAAGUUCCAAGAAAGGAAAAUAAAGUUGAAGCAAAGAAGAAAGUUCCAGGAAAGGAAGAGGAAGUUGAAGCAAAGAAGAAACUUCUAAGAAUGGAAAAGAAAGUUGAAGCAAAGAAAGUUCCAGGAAAGGAAAAGAAAGUAGAAGCAAAGAAGGUUCCAGGAAAGGAAAAGAAAGUUUCAGUAAAGGAAAAUAAAGUUAAAGCAAAGAAGAUUCCAGGAAAGGAAAAGGUUUCAGUAAAGGAAAAGAAAGAUGAAGCGAAGAAAGUUCCAGGAAAGGAAAAGAAAGUUGAAGCAAAGAAGAAAGUUCCUGGAAAAGAAAAGAGGGUUUCAGCAAAGGAAAAUAAAGUUGAAGUAAAGAAGAAAGUUCCAGAUAAAGAAGAGAAAGUUGAAGCAAAGAAGAAAGUUCCAAGAAUGGAAAAGAAAGUAGAAUCAAAGAAAGUUCCAGUUAAGGAAAAGAAAGAUGAAGCCAAGAAAGUUUCAGGGGAGGAAAAAAAAUAUGAAGCCAAGAAAGUUCCAGGGGAGGAAAAGAAAGAUGAAGCCAAGAAAGUUCCAGGGGAGGAAAAGAAAGAUGAAGCCAAGAAAGUUUCAGGGGAGGGAAAAAAAUAUGAAGCCAAGAAAGUUCCAGGAGGAGAAAAGAAAGAUAUACUCAAAGUUCCAGGAAAAGAAAAGAAAGAUGAAGCCAAGAAAGUUUCAGGAGAGGAAAAGAUAGAUGAAGCAAAGAAAGUUCCAGUUAUGGAAAAGAAAGAUGAAGCCAAGAAAGUUUCAGGAGAGGAAAAGAAAGAUGAAGCAAAGAAAGUUCCAGUUAUGGAAAAGAAAGAUGAAGCUAAGAAAGUUUCAGGGGAGGAAAAAAAAUAUGAAGCCAAGAAAGUUCCAGGAGGGGAAAAGAAAGAUGUACUCAAUGUUCCAGGAAAAGAAAAGAAAGAUGAAGCAAAGAAAGUUCCAGUUAAAGAAAAGAAAGUUCUAGGGCAGGAAAAUAAAGAUGAAGCCAAGAAAGUUCCAGGAGAGAAAAAUAAAGAUGAAGCCAAGAAAGUUUCAGUAGAGGAAAAUAAAGCCAAGAAAGUUCCAGUAGAGGAAAAUAAAGAAGCCAAGAAAGUUCCAGUAGAGGAAAAUAAAGAAGCCAAGAAAGUUCCAGUAGAGGAAAAUAAAGAAGCCAAGAAAAUUCCAGUAGAGGAAAAUAAAGAAGCCGAGAAAGUUCCAGGAGAGGAAAAGAAAAAUUAAGUAAAGAAAGUUCCAGUAAAGGGAAAAAAAGAUGAAACCAAGAAAGUUCCAGGAGAGGAAAAGAAAGUUGAAGCAAAAAGAAAAUUGUGGGAAAGGAAAAAAAUUCUAGUAAAGGAAAUGAACGUCGAGAAAAUGAGACGAAAGAUCCAGGAAAGGAAUAGAAAGGUGAAGAUCAAAGGGGAGACGUCUGUUUAUGGAUAAAACUGGGUGAGGAAAGGUAAGAGAAAGAAGUAGUGGGGGAAGGGAAAGAAGUGAAGGAAGGAUGAGAAGAGGAAAUUCGGGAAAUAUGUAAAUCAUAUACCUUUAUGUAAAGGAGGCAACAUUAUCAAUAGGUUUGUUCCUGGAUAUUGAAUCCCUUCUUCACGUUUCUCAGUGAGGACAGGUGAGGAAACUCGGUAGUGGGGGAACUCGAGUUGCUGUGUCUAGCCAUUCGCAAAGUUACCAGAAGAAGAAUAUUUCUCAUGUAUUUUUCGUGUAAUUGUGAGGGAUUUAUAUGAUUUUGAUUAUUUUGUAUU
Homarus americanus (American lobster) is the source of this 3842-nucleotide messenger RNA. Its product is annotated as titin-like. The transcript is spliced from 7 exons. The record is from RefSeq and is a predicted model, not a curated record. Bases 1 to 3327 code for a protein of 1108 amino acids. Lineage: Eukaryota; Metazoa; Arthropoda; Malacostraca; Decapoda; Nephropidae.